Molecule: messenger RNA, 870 nt
Organism: Meloidogyne enterolobii
Lineage: Eukaryota; Metazoa; Nematoda; Chromadorea; Rhabditida; Meloidogynidae
Source: the annotation of a GenBank genome assembly
UGACCCUUUUGCCUCAUUUAGGAAAUCCCCUCAAACCAUCAAAAAAAGAAAAGAAAAAAAAUUGAUACAUUCGGAUUAUAUUAAGAAGAAAAAAUGUCUACUCAUAAUAAAAUUGAUCGGGACUCUGCAAAUGCAAUUACAAAUGCACUUUCAUUUUUUGAAACUCCAAACACAAAUGUCAGCGUUACUAGCUCUUCAGUAAUUGAGCUUCUUACUCUUAACCCAAUUAAUAUUACACCAUAUCAUUUUAAAAUCCACGCAAGCACUAAUUAUGUUGACCUAGCAAAAUGUUAUGUUUUAACCGAGUUAAGAAUUCGGAAAGAAGAUGAAAAUGGACGUCUCAUCAAUUUGGCGGCUGCAGACAACAACGUUUCCUGCUGCCAACUUAUUGGACAUACAAUUUGGAAAAAUUGUCGUAUUAGUAUCAAUGGAACUCAAAUCUUUGAAGGAAAUUCACUUAUGGCAUACAAAAGUAUUUUCGACUAUGAGCUUACUUAUCCACAGACAGUAAAAAAUUCUUACCUAUCCGCCGCGGGAUAUUACGACGAUGGUGAUAUGGGACUUAAUGGUGUUGGUUUCGAGAAUAGAAGACUUUUAUUUGCACCAUCAGCUGAUGGCACACAAAGAUCGGCACAAUUUAUGGCAAAAUUAGACGUGGACAUUUGCAAUCAACCCCGAUAUAUAGUUAAUCAAUGUGAAGUGGAUAUUGAACUUUUGCCCCAUGAUUCAAAUUUCCUCAUUGUUGCUCCAGGAGCAACUAAUCAUAAAUAUCAUUUAGAAUCUUGCCUUCGAUAUAGCAAAGAAAUUAGAAUUGAAACCAGCACGAUAUCCGAUGAGAAAAACUUCACUAAAAUCACUAUUCAUAAGUGA